AUGCCUGAACAACGGCAGCGCAGGGAUGAGCCCGAACAGCAAGGUGUGCGUAUGCCAAACAUCCACAUGGUGAUGGAAUUACAUGCUGACAGACAGGCGUCACUUCCACAGUCCGGCCUCAAGGGAGCCAUGCAGGGUCUGGCUUUCUUCAUGCUGAUCCAAUUUAUCGCCAGCCAAUUCUUAGGGGGACGACAGCAGAAUACUACUGUCGGUGGAAAAUCCGGGGGUGCGAUGGAUUUCAUGACUCGUCCGGCGCGUAGCGAAAUCGAGAACUACAGCCCUGUCCCAGAUGUGGUGGCCCCGAUAUGGCCUGUAGACAGUCUCUUAGAUAUGUACAUUUACGUGUCACCGUCGGUCGUGCUUCCGCCGUUCAAGUCGCUUCCAUCGAGCUCUCUUGUGCUUGCGGAGAAGAACUUCACGCUUGGGAAUUACAGCGACACUAGGGAGAUCGACACGACGAUUAAGGUCCCCAAGGAAGUCCAACAGAACGGGACUUUUUUCGCGCACUUCUUUGUCGGUCUCUCUGGGAACCAACUGGACCCAACAGCCAAGGACUACAGCACGGAUAAAGCGGUCCACUUCUUUCGCCCUCUUAACCAGUACCUUCCCAAGAAGAAAGCUAAGAAGCUCAAGAACCUCCUUGCCCCCCUGGAAGAAAAGGAGGAAGAUGAUGAUGAUAGCACACCGGACGUCUCGACCGUGUCCUACUACCAUCCCAACUUCACGGUAUCUUUGAUCCCUGACUCCGGAGUCCAAAAAUACCGCCAGUUGCAUCCCGCUGUCCGACAGUAUGUGCAGCUCGAGGCAACGGGUGCACGAGACAUCUCGGGGCAGAACGGAUGGUACUAUCCGAUCGUGUAUCUGAACACAUUCUGGCAGCUGAGGAGCCACAUGAUGGAACUCAACUCUACCGUGCAGACGGUGCCUAUGCACUUGACCCUCAGCAACCUGCAGAAUUGGAAGUUCAGCAUGAUGGCAAGCGUCGACGAGAGCUCGAAGCAGACUGCCCGGCAAGCCGCAUAUGGGAUGACCACGCCUGGUGGUGGCGAUGGCAGUGAGUUUGAGAUGAUCAAGACGGUCCUCCUAGAUACGAACAUAUACCUGCUGGGCACGACGGGCGUUGUCACGAUUCUACACAUGGUCUUUGAGAUGUUGGCUUUCAAGAAUGAUAUCGCUCACUGGCGCAAAAAGAAGGAUGUUGUCGGAACGUCCGUCCGGACCAUCCUGGCCAAUGUCUUCAUGCAAAGCGUCAUCUUCCUGUAUCUGAUGGAUAACAGCGACAACACCUCGUGGAUGAUUCUUGCCAGCCAGGGCUUUGGGAUUCUCUUGGAAGCGUGGAAAAUUACGAAGACGGUAGAUGUGCGCUUACGUCCGCCACCAGCGGGCUCCUUUUUCUCUUUGCUGCCGUACGUCAUUGCCUUCGAAGACAAGCACAAGCUCAGCGAUACGGAGCAGAAGACCAAGGAGUACGACGAGAUUGCGUUCCGUUGGCUCUACAUAAUCGCCGUGCCCCUCUUGGCUGGAUAUGCGGCAUACAGUUUGCUCUACAACACGCACAAGUCGUGGUACUCCUACGUCAUCGAGACGCUUGUCGGUAGCGUCUAUGCCUACGGUUUCUUGAUGAUGGUUCCUAGCUUGUAUAUCAACUACCGCUUGAAGUCCGUCGCUCAUAUGCCAGGCAAGGCCUUAAUGUACAAGUUCCUCAACACGUUCAUCGACGAUCUCUUUGCUUUCACUGUGAAGAUGCCGUGGCUUCAUAGACUUGCAACACUCCGGGACGACGUGAUCUUCUUCGUUUGGCUCUACCAGAGCUGGAAGUACAAGGUUGACUUCAAGCGUGUGAACGAAUUUGGGCAGGGAGGCGACAGUGACGCCGAAGAGCAGGAGCCUGCUAAGACCGAGAAGACCAAGCCAGAGACAUCAUCCCAGGCGUCUGGGAAUGAAACUUCUAAAUCCUCUACUCGGAAGAGGAAGUAA
Molecule: messenger RNA, 1977 nt
Organism: Aspergillus tanneri
Lineage: Eukaryota; Fungi; Ascomycota; Eurotiomycetes; Eurotiales; Aspergillaceae
Product: CLPTM1 family protein
Exons: 3
Coding region: 1-1977 (658 amino acids)
Cellular component (GO): membrane; endomembrane system
Source: RefSeq, a predicted model, not a curated record